AUGCCCACUUGCUGUUGUGUGCCUGGUUGUUCCACCAGGGGAGGAUUAAGCUUUCCAAAGGAAGAAAGGAUAAGAAAGCUUUGGAUUCGAGCCAUUCGACGAAACGAUGAGGAUAUUACAUAUAAACAUUGGACGCCACAGCCAUUCAGUGUUGUGUGUCACAAACACUUUCGUGAGGAAGACUUCACCUCCGAAACACAGCACGGCACUGAACCACUAAGAGGGCAGAGAAAACCUGAUGCAGUCCCUUCCAUCUUCCCUUGGACCAAGUCAAAGUGGAGUUAUGGUGUUGAUGAGAGGAGCAAGAGAGUACUUGCCCGUCGUGCCAAAUUGGAGAAAGAUGACCGAGAAAAUUCGGAAAUGGAGACAGAAAUGGUUUCAGAUGUUUGCAAUGUGUAUGCAGUGGGCAACAGUGUAGAAGUUGAGGAUGAAAAGUCUUGCUUCAGUGAUAAUGAUAUUGAGAUAAGUGCCCCUGUUGCACCUGUUUUUGUAGAUUCAUCAUGUCAAACAGCAAAAUCGCCAAUCAUGUGUAUUGAAAAUUUCAUGUAUGAUGAUGAAGGCAUCAUGUUUUAUACAGGGUUGAGUUCCUACACAGACUUUUUACAUGUACUGUAUAGUCUUGGUGAAGCAGCCUUUCAUCUCAAUUAUAUUUAUAAUCAGGUUCAAAAUAUGUCCAUUGAAAAUCAGCUCUUUUUGACACUGAUUAAGUUGAGGCAACAUAAGCCCAAUUUUGAAUUAAGUAGACUAUUUUCAAUAUCACAAACAACUGUUGAAAAUAUUUGGAUUACCUGGGUCAAUUUCAUGUCAAGACAGUGGAGGGAACUGAAUUUCUGGCCAGACAAAGACCUGGUCUCCUUUUUCUCCCCCUCUGAUUUUUACAGUAAAUUCCCCUCCACACGAGUUCUGCUUGAUGGAACUGAGAUUCCUGUAAAGAAACCUAAACCACCCAUUGCACAACAAGCAACCUUCUCUACAUAUAAAAAUAGAAACACUGUCAAAGUACUUGUAGGCUCAACUCCAGGGGGUUUAAUUUCAUAUGUGUCUUCUGCUUAUGGAGGGUCUGCAAGUGAUAGACAGCUUGUUGAACGGAGUCCUUUGGUAAGUACUGACUUAUUUGAACCUGGCGAUUCUCUUAUGGCAGACAAAGGAUUCAAUGUCCAAGAUUUGUUUGCUCCUAAAGAUGUAAGUGUAAAUAUUCCUUCAUUUUUUAAGAAACAAAACAGAAUGUCAGGAAAGACAGUUUUACGUGAUCGCAGAAGAGUUCAUAUUGAACGGUUGAUAGGGUUAGGAAAGACAUACAAAAUUCUUAAAACACCCUUAAAUACAACCGAGACAAAAUUAGCCAGUGAAAUUUUAUUUGUAUGUUUCACACUCUGUAAUUUCAAAAAAUGUAUUGUUCCCAAACAUGCAUGAUUUUGUCUUCAAUGAAAAUGAAUGAACUGAAGUUGG
Molecule: messenger RNA, 1449 nt
Organism: Saccostrea echinata
Lineage: Eukaryota; Metazoa; Mollusca; Bivalvia; Ostreida; Ostreidae
Exons: 2
Coding region: 1-1413 (470 amino acids)
Source: RefSeq, a predicted model, not a curated record